AUGUCAAGCUACUCAACUCAUUCAGUGGGGACUGUGGAGUCCAAUCUGAGCUCGGCAAACACUCCUACUAAUACUGCCCCGUCUCUUUCUAUUUCUCAUGGCAUUCCAAAUUUUAAUGCAUCGCUUAACUCAAUGGACAUUCUGACAAAACCGGCGACAGAGUCGUGGAACAAUUCACUCAAGCAGUCUACCAGUUAUCUUCCCGGCAGCAUGGUUUGGCAAACAUACACGGAUACCACUCGGCAGCAACAGCAGCAGCAGCAAACUCAGCUUUCGGCUGCUCCACUGCAAAAAUCAGCCUCUGAAUCUCAAUAUUCCUACUCAGAUCAAGCCAGCAUGGACUCUUUGAUGAAUCAAUUUAUGCAGAUGAAUGCUCCAACAGCCUAUCAUCCACAGACACAACCACAAAUGCAGGCACAACCUUCGAGCAGCAGAUUGGCAGCAGCACUUCCCACGAAUUUCCAAAGACCCAACGAUGCAUCCACCAAUUAUCAGCAGCAAAUUGCAAUGGAUCCAUGGAAAGCCCAGAGUUCAGCAACCGAUUCUCGAACCUCUUAUGUAAAUCGUCGUAAUUCUGUGCCCUUAGGUAGACCUAUGUACUCACAGGCAGCAGCAGCCAGUAUGGCUAACAGAAAGAUCGACAGUAAUAGCAGUGGAGCUGGUAGCACAGUUGCUGUAACGGGAGGAGAAGAUGCGGAUAUUCAAGUGAAAUUACAGCUGAAGGACGUGGUGAUUGCACAACUUCAAGAAGAAGUAGAGAGAUCAAAUAAACAGGCACAGGCCGUAGCAUCGAUCGAACUUCAAAUGGACAGUGAAGGAUUUGAAAUUCCAAGGAACCACGAACAGUUAUACAGGAAACUGGUGGAGAAGUUGCAGAUUACAGAGAAGGAACUCGAAGAUACAAAGACAAGAUUGGAAGCUCUCGUUACUGCCAUCGCUCUAAAUCCAUCGCAGUCCCAGUACAAAUAUGGCCGGUACGAUGAGCAGGAGAUAGCCCACAAAAUUAUAACCAAGCUGAAGAUGCUUAGCGAAGAAAAUGAGGAGCUGUCCAAGAUGUUGAGCUAUGGUAAGGCAAAGGAGAAGGAUAUCGAGAUCGGUCUCUUACGAGCCCAGAAUUCCGAACUUCGUGAGAAGCUGCUUAGGUUAGAGAAUAAAGGGGACCACGAUAACAAGUGA
Brettanomyces nanus is the source of this 1176-nucleotide messenger RNA. RefSeq lists its product as uncharacterized. Bases 1 to 1176 code for a protein of 391 amino acids. The transcript is spliced from 2 exons. The record is from RefSeq and is a predicted model, not a curated record. NCBI's taxonomy places the organism in Eukaryota, Fungi, Ascomycota, Pichiomycetes, Pichiales, Pichiaceae.